ACAGAUUCCAUCUCCAUAAGAAAAAGGGAAAAAGAAGAUUCAGCUGAAGGGCAUAAACUUUUUCACUUGAGGCAUAGGCGAUUUAAGGCUGCACAUUUGGGAGGAUUAUGUUCAUUUCUAAAUUUUCUCUGCUAGCAGCUCAUGCAAUCAAGGAUUUGGUCAAAGCUCCAUCUUCUACAUGGAGGACAUCGUAUGUGCCUGUGAUUCAGAACAGUUAUGCACAAGCCCUGAGACAAAAAUCAUUUUGCACUACAGCCAAGAAAGUGUCAGAAGAGGGCAGUGAAGAAAAGCAAAAAGUAUCGGUAACAUUUGUAGACAAGGAUGGAGAAGAGAUACACGUCAAGGUCCCUUUUGGAAUGUCAAUGCUGGAAGCUGCGCAUGAAAAUGACGUAGAGCUAGAAGGAGCAUGUGAAGGGUCACUUGCUUGUUCAACUUGUCAUGUUAUUGUGAUGGACGUGGACUAUUACAACAAACUAGAAGAUCCAGCUGAUGAAGAGAACGACAUGUUAGAUCUUGCUUUUGGGCUGACUGACACGUCUCGUCUUGGUUGUCAAAUAAUUGCAAAACCUGAAAUUGAUGGAAUUCGUUUAGCGCUUCCUGUUGCCACACGGAACUUUGCCGUUGAUGGAUACAAGCCAAAACCUCACUAAAGGAAGAUACUGUUCGAGAAUGGAUGAUGCAAUUCAGCCACAGUUUUGUAGGAUAUUUGAUACUUGGCAAGUAUCUUUGUUUUUAAGGAUAUGCGGCUUGAUCAAGGAUUCCUUUAUCAACCGCCAUCAUAGUCUGACCCUGAGAUUCAAUUGAGGGCAAAAUGCAUGAUCAGGGCCUGCAUCAGAGCAUGCUCAUUUUGUGCAAUACAUUCCAUUAGAAUAAGUCCCUUUUUUUUUUUUAAUACACACUGUUGAAGACCUCAGAACACUUAUUUGAAUUAUUUGUAUUAAUUGUAUCCUGGGUUUAUGCUACAUUGGUAGGGAGAUGGAUUUAUGUAUUAGAUUUUAAUUAUUUGAAGCAAUGGAGGAGUUGCCUUUGCUCUA
This is a messenger RNA of Olea europaea var. sylvestris, 1034 nucleotides long. Its product is annotated as adrenodoxin-like protein 2, mitochondrial. The record is from RefSeq and is a predicted model, not a curated record. Gene Ontology annotation, cellular component: mitochondrion. Bases 108 to 650 code for a protein of 180 amino acids. NCBI's taxonomy places the organism in Eukaryota, Viridiplantae, Streptophyta, Magnoliopsida, Lamiales, Oleaceae. The transcript has 8 exons. Gene Ontology annotation, molecular function: 2 iron, 2 sulfur cluster binding. Gene Ontology annotation, biological process: P450-containing electron transport chain.